This is a messenger RNA of Drosophila elegans, 1601 nucleotides long. RefSeq names its product B-cell CLL/lymphoma 7 protein family member A (gene BCL7-like). The transcript is spliced from 2 exons. The record is from RefSeq and is a predicted model, not a curated record. NCBI's taxonomy places the organism in Eukaryota, Metazoa, Arthropoda, Insecta, Diptera, Drosophilidae. Bases 291 to 767 code for a protein of 158 amino acids.
CACGAGUUCACAUCACGCCUACAACUAUCGAUUGUACUUUAUUUUGUAAAAAUAAAUUUGCAAAUUUGGCUAGAAAAAUUCAAGUCUCUGCUGGCUAAAAUCCGGACUGAAAGAACAUCGAAACACGAGUCCGCAGCAGUGACUGCCGCUCAAGAGAUUCGGCGACCAGGACUUCAGCGUAAAACAGCCGAAAAACAAGAAGCGGCUUUUCGCGACGACGCCGACAUUGGCAGAGGAAAAGCGGGGAAAGCGAGGAAAGCGGGGACAGUCAGCGCCAUCGAGCUACAGCCAUGUCGCGCAGCGUGCGGGCGGAGACGCGGAGUCGGGCGAAGGAUGACAUCAAACGGGUGAUGCAGGCGGUGGACAAGGUGCGCCACUGGGAGAAGAAGUGGGUGACCAUCAGCGACACGACCAUGAAGAUCUACAAAUGGGUGCCAAUCGCCUCCGCCAGCGAGAAGAAGUCCAAGCUGGAGGCCUCGCCGGGCUCCGCCCUCAACCGCCGCCCGCCCACGAGUUCGGGGGGCGUGCCCGUCGGCGGCGGAGGCAGCGGCAGCAAGAGCGACAAGGAGAACUCGCAGAAGGGCACACCCACGCCGCCCCAGAUCACGCCCAGCUACCAGGGACUCACAGCCGAGGACUCCAACACCUGUUUCUCUGUCGUCUCCGACAGCCAGGGCGCCGACUUUGUGUCGAGUAUGCCCUUCUCCGAGGACUCGAACUCACAGGGCAGCGACGGACCCGUGAAGCGCCUGAAGACGAGCGACUAGCCAAACAUUCGCAGCCACAGCGCCGACAGCAGCAGCAGCAACUAACUUAGAGCCCUAGUUAAGUUAGGAUAGCACGAGAGUAUCUGCCUCAGCCCAAGACUUAAGCAAUUCUCCUACUCUAACAGAUUAGGACCGGCCGCUGGCCCGCCGCCAACCUCAUUCAAUCAUCAACAGAGCGGGGCAGCUGCAGGUCGAUAGGUCCAUAGGAUUAAGCUCAAAAUGUAACAACUUAUUUAUUAGCACCAAACAAACCAACAAACGAAUCGAUCGUAAACGAUCUUAGGACGGAUUUGUAAUAAUGUAACAGAGGACUGAGAAACAAAGCAGCCAGCGUGAAUGUAACGUGUUUGGAUUUUCAAUUUCUGUGCGAUCUGACAAAAGUUAGUAAAUAAAUAAUUGUACUAACAAUGAGAUAGCUUAAAGAUUGCGUUUCUCAUGAAAUUGGGCCAACCGAUUCAUGAUGUAGUUUUCCAAAAUAAGAUUUACCAUGUCGAUUUUUAAAGUUAUUCUACACAUUCAGUGAAUGUAACCGACUUCAAAAUCGAACCUUUUUAUAUUAAAUGGUAAUUUCUAGUUUUUGGAAAGGUAAUCACGUCCAGAUCGACUUAAAAAAAAGCCAUUCACCCAACCAGUAAUAACCAUAUAGAACUUACCAAAUGGAAUCAGACAUUAUCUGCUAGCAGGCCUCGAAAAACAUGAUAAGUGUCUACUUAACUUUCAAUUUGUGUUUUAAAUUUUUUAUAAUUUUUCUUUAAUGAAUGUUUUAGGAUUCUUCAUCUUACAAUUAUUUCCCGUAUGUAUAAUAAUAAAAAAAAGGUUUAUUCUUUCAAAAAA